Molecule: messenger RNA, 2903 nt
Organism: Catharus ustulatus (Swainson's thrush)
Lineage: Eukaryota; Metazoa; Chordata; Aves; Passeriformes; Turdidae
Gene: SERPINH1
Product: serpin family H member 1
Exons: 5
Coding region: 148-1365 (405 amino acids)
Biological process (GO): negative regulation of endopeptidase activity; collagen fibril organization
Cellular component (GO): endoplasmic reticulum
Molecular function (GO): serine-type endopeptidase inhibitor activity; collagen binding
Source: RefSeq, a predicted model, not a curated record
UUGAGAGGGUUUUCCCAACUUUCCAGAAGUUUCUCCCCGGCCCCUUAUAUACCCCCUCCGCGGGACCGGGAGGUGCACAGGGAGCCGAGCAAAGCCGUGUCCCGACCCCGCAGCAGGUGCUGGGAGGCGCAGGGUGCUGCUGAAGCCAUGUGGAUUAUGGUGGGGCUGGCCCUCCUGGGCCUCGCUGCGGCCGUGCCCUCGGAGGACAGGAAGCUGAGUGACAAGGCCACCACGCUGGCCGAGCGCAGCACCACGCUGGCCUUCAACCUCUACCACGCCAUGGCCAAGGACAAGGACAUGGAGAACAUCCUGCUGUCCCCCGUGGUGGUGGCCUCGUCCCUCGGGCUGGUGUCCCUCGGGGGCAAGGCCACGACGGCGUCGCAGGCCAAGGCGGUGCUGAGCGCGGACAAGCUGAACGAUGAGUACGUGCACAGCGGGCUGUCCGAGCUGCUCAGCGAGGUCAGCAACAGCACCGCCCGCAACGUCACCUGGAAGAUCGGCAGCCGCCUCUACGGCCCCGCCUCCAUCACCUUCGCCGAGGACUUCGUGAAGAACAGCAAGAAGCACUACAACUACGAGCACUCCAAGAUCAACUUCCGCGACAAGAGGAGCGCCCUCAAGUCCAUCAACGAGUGGGCAGCGCAGACCACGGAUGGGAAACUCCCGGAGGUCACCAAAGACGUGGAGAAAACUGAUGGGGCCCUCAUUGUCAAUGCCAUGUUCUUCAAGCCUCACUGGGAUGAGAAGUUCCAUCAUAAGAUGGUGGACAACCGUGGCUUCAUGGUGACCCGUUCCUACACCGUGGGAGUGCCCAUGAUGCACCGCACAGGUCUCUACAAUUACUAUGAUGAUGAGACAGAGAAGCUCCAGGUGGUAGAGAUGCCACUGGCUCACAAACUCUCCAGCAUGAUCUUCAUCAUGCCAAAUCAUGUGGAGCCUCUGGAGAGGGUGGAGAAACUGCUGAACAAGGAGCAGCUCAAGACCUGGACUAGCAAGAUGAAGAAGAGAUCAGUGGCCAUCUCUCUCCCAAAAGUUGUCCUGGAAGUCAGCCAUGACCUUCAGAAACACUUGGGUGGCCUGGGCCUGACAGAAGCCAUUGACAAAACCAAGGCUGACUUGUCCAAGAUCUCCGGCAAGAAAGACCUUUACCUGUCCAACGUGUUCCACGCCGCGGCUCUGGAAUGGGACACGGAAGGGAACCCCUAUGAUGCCGAUAUCUAUGGCCGAGAGGAGAUGAGGAACCCCAAACUCUUCUAUGCUGACCACCCCUUCAUCUUCAUGAUCAAGGACACUAAAACCAACUCCAUCCUCUUCAUUGGCAGGCUCGUGAGGCCCAAAGGCGACAAGAUGCGUGAUGAAUUGUAGUUGGGUUUGUUUUGGUUGGGUUUUUUUUUCCCCAGAGCUUUGGUUUGUGUGUGUUUUUAGGGGGGGAUUUUGACAAAUGGGAAACACUAUUUUGUAUCCUUCUCGAACCAUGGGUGCUAUUCAGACCAGGGUGCAUUGUGAGGAGAAACCAGCAUACACUUUACCUCACCCCAAAGUCCAGAUUGCACAAACCCACCUCCAGAGAGGAGCAGGGGAGCCUGGCACCAGAGGGUCACCAUGAGUCAGCUGAGGUGGCCACAUUGAAGCCAAGCUCCUCCCUGCACUGGUUAAGCCUCCUGCUCAGUUCCCUGCUGCUUCACCAGCCCUGCCAAGGCACCACCCUCCCAUCCCAAACGCUUCCAUCCCACCGCACAUUUAGCGCUGCCGCUUUCCUCCCGCUUGGGUGCCCUGUGAGCUGCUCCCCGCUUUUCUCUUCCCACUCCAGGGGUGUGUGACAGAGCUCCAAGGGCCAGUUGUGCAGUCCAGCCCCUGCAGAGCCCUGGGGCAGAGCAGGAGGUGCAUGGGAGAUUGGAGAUUGCAUGGAGUUGUGCACUUCUGUCCUGCCUAACCCUGUGCUCUGCGUUGGAUGCUUCAACCACAAGAGCUCCUUAGGGAGAGCAUCAAAGCCAAGAGCGCCUUGGAUCAACACUUCAUGGAGAACUAGGGGGUUUUGGGCUGUCAGGGACAGCUGUACACUUCUGUAGGGCUGGGAAAGAUUAUGUUCCCUCUGUCAGGGCUCUCCCAGAUCUGGUUCCAAUCAGCUCCCUGGGCACUUGACCAAGGCACUCCUGACUGGCUUCUCACAGGGAGGUGGGACCAGGUUCACCUGCACUUUCUUGCUUAAUUAAACACAAAGCUUUAAAGCUGCCAUUACAUGACUUCCUAAUUAUGCUCUGCUGAAGCUCCAUGGUACUUUAGCUCUCUGUCUGCUGACCUGGCUAAGGAGACCCUGAAAAGCAAAGGUAUUUAUAGUUAUAUUUAUGUCUGGUAAUUAGCAGGUUUCACAGCCUGAUCCAGGCUAUUCCUAACUUCUCUUCAAGGGAUAUCAUCAGGUCAGUACUAUUUAAAGGAGCUGAUACUAGCCCAUUCCAGCACUUGCCAUGCACUGAGAGACACCACAAGGCAAAUACUGAGAUUAUGGAAAUGAUGGAAAUCCAUGUGUCCUAAUAGAAUUGCUAGUUCUGUGAUACCAGCAUGGAGCACCUCCAUGGCUUUGCUUUAUCUCCCUGCCAAUUUUCCCUGCUGACAUAGAAGCCCAAUACUGCAUAUUCCCAGGGGCUGGGAGGCAGGAGGCAAUGCCAAGGAUGUCCCCAAACGUGGGACACUUCCCAGUGAUUCAGCGCACUGAACCCACACACAGAACGUUCUGGAGGCUGGGCUGGGAGGGUGAAAGGGGUGGGCAAGGCAAGAACACACUGUGGGAUAUUGUGAAUAAUUUGCAUCAUGUGGAUGCAGGUGUCUGAUGGCUUUUAUUGUCUGUUCUUGUACCGCACAGCGACAGUUGUGUAAUUUUGCAAUAAAACUUUUUCAAUGAAAAA